UCAGUGUGAGGACAGAGAGGAGGGAGCCCCUCCCUCUAAAACCACUCUGGGUGGGGACCAUGACAGCCAGACCAAAGCUCAGAGGAUGCAGCAGCAGAAACCUGGACCUGAACCCAGCUGUGUGUCCAUGAAGAGUGACUGGUCUAUGGGUCGUCCUAUUGAGUUUAAAGAUGGACAAGCUGCUGAUGAAAGGAUGCAGCAACAGAAACCUGGACCUGAACCCAGCUGUGUGUCCAUGAAGAGUGACUGGUCUAUGUAUCGUCCUAUUAACUUUAAAGAUGGACAAGCUGUUGAUGAAAGGAUGCAGCAGCAGAAACCUGGACCUGAACCCAGCUGUGUGUCCAUGAAGAGUGACUGGUCUAUGGGUCCUCCUAUUGACUUUAAAGAUGGACAAGCUGUUGAUGAAAGGAUGCAGCAACAGAAACCUGGACCUGAACCCAGCUGUGUGUCCAUGAAGAGCGACCGGUCUAUGGGUCAUCCUAUUUACUUUAAAGAUGGACAAGCUGUUGAUGAAACGAUGCAGCAACAGAAACCUGGACCUGAACCCAGCUGUGUGUCCAUGAAGAGUGACCGGUCUAUGGGUCGUCCUAUUGAGUUUAAAGAUGGACAAGCUGUUGAUGAAAGGAUGCAGCAGCAGAAACCAGGACCUGAACCCAGCUGUGUGUCCAUGAAGAGUGACCGGUCUAUGGGUCGUCUUAUUAAGUUUGAAGAUGGACAAGCUGCUGAUGAAAGGAUGCAGCAACAGAAACCUGGACCUGAACCCAGCUGUGUGUCCAUGAAGAGUGACUGGUCUAUGUAUCGUCCUAUUCAGUUUAAAGAUGGACAAGCUGUUGAUGAAAGAGUUCACCAGGAGAGCUCAGAGGGCCUCGGUGGUCAGUCUGACCUGCAGCAGCAAACAGACCUGGACUCCAUAUUUAUGCUGUUGGAGGAAAGCAUCGUCACUUUUGUAAAGAAAGAGCUGAAGAAUUUUCAGAAGGUUCUGAGUCCAGAUUACCCAGAAUGCUUAGAGAGUCAGAGGGAGGAUGAGAAGGUUUUGGAUGGUGAGGAUGAGGAUGAAGAACAGAGGAGGAGGAGCAGAGAGGCAUUUCUGAAGAUCACACUGCACUUCCUGAGGAGAAUGAAGCAGGAGGAGCUGGCUGACCCAUUAAAUGUUGACAUUCUCUGAUUGAAUUUGUUGUUUUCCAACCUGGAGAAGAAGUUCCAGUGUGUGUUUGAGGGGAUUGCAAAAGCAGGAAAGCCAACGCUUCUGAAUAAGAUCUACACGGCAAUCUAUAUCACAGAUGAAGGGACUGCAGAGGUCAAUGAAGAACAUGAGGUCAGACAGAUUGAAACAGCAUCCAGGAAACCAGACAGACCAGAAACAACAAUCAGAUGUGAAGACAUCUUCAAAGCAUCACCUGGAAGAGAUGAACCGAUCAGAACAGUGAUGACAAAGGGAGUGGCUGGCAUCGGGAAAACAGUCUUAACACAGAAGUUCACUCUGGACUGGGCUGAAGGCAAAGCCAACCAGGACAUCCAGUUCAUAUUUCCAUUCACUUUCAGAGAGCUGAAUCUGCUGAAAGAGAAAAAGUACAGCUUGGUAGAACUUGUUGAUCACUUCUUUAGUGAAACCAAAGAAGCAGGAAUGUGCAGGUUUGAAGAGUUCCAGGUUGUGUUCAUCUUUGAUGGUCUGGAUGAGUGUCGAUUUCCUCUGGACUUCCACAACACUGAGAUCCUGACUGAUGUUACAGAGUCCAACUCAGUGGAUGUGCUGCUGACAAACCUCAUCAGGGGGAAACUGCUUCCCUCUGCUCGCCUCUGGAUAACCACACGACCUGCAGCAGCCAAGGAGAUCCCUGCUGAGUGUGUUGACAUGGUGACAGAGGUCAGAGGGUUCACUGACCCACAGAAGGAGGAGUACUUCAGUAAGAGAUACAGAGACAAGAAGCAGGCCAGCAGAAUCAUCUCUCACAUCAAGACAUCACGAAGCCUCCACAUCAUGUGCCACAUCCCAGUCUUCUGCUGGAUCACUGCUACAGUUCUGGAGAAGUUGUUGAAAACCAGAGCGGGAGGAGAGCUGCCCAAGACCCUGACUGAGAUGUACAUCCACUUCCUGGUGGUUCAGUCCAAACUGAAAACCAAAUACGGUGGAGGAGCUGGGAUCGAUUCAAACUGGAAUAAAAAGACGAAGAAGAUGAUUGAGUCUCUGGGAAAACUGGCUUUUGAGCAGCUGCAGAAAGACAACCUGAUCUUCUAUGAAUCAGACCUGACAGAGUGUGGCAUCGAUAUCAGAGAAGCCUCAGUGUACUCAGGAGUGUUCACACAGGUCUUUAAAGAGGAGAGUGGACUGUACCAGGAAAAGGUGUUCUGCUUCGUCCAUCUGAGUGUUCAGGAGUUCCUGGCUGCUCUUCAUGUCCAUCUGACAUUCAUCAACUCUGGAGUCAACCUGCUGUCAGAACAUCAAUCAACAUCCCUGCUGCCUAAUGCCUUCAGAGUCAAACCUAAAGUAAAAUGUCUCCAUCAGAGUGCUGUGGACAAGGCCUUAGAUAGUCCUAAUGGACACCUGGACUUGUUCCUCCGCUUCCUCCUGGGUCUUUCACUGCAGACCAAUCAGACUCUCCUACGUGGUCUGAUGACACAGACAGGAAGUAGCUCACAGACGUAUCAGGAAACAGUUGAGUACAUCAAGACGAAGAUAAGUGAGAAUCUGUCUGCAGAGAGAAGCAUCAAUCUGUUCCACUGUCUGAAUGAACUGAAUGAUGGUUCUCUAGUGGAGGAGAUCCAACAGUCCCUGACUUCAGGAAGUCUCUCCACAGAUAAACUGUCUACUGCUCAGUGGUCAGCUCUGGUCUUCAUCUUACUGUCAUCUGAAAACAAUCUGGAUGUGUUUGACCUGAAGAAAUACUCUGCUUCAGAGGAGGCUCUUCUGAGGCUGCUGCCAGUGGUCAAAGCCUCCAACAAAGCUCUACUGAGUGGCUGUGACCUUUCAGAGAGAAGCUGUGAAGCUCUGUCUUCAAUUCUCAGCUCCCAGUCCUCUAGUCUGAGAGAGCUGGACUUGAGUAACAAUGACCUGCAGGAUUCAGGAGUGACACUGGUGUCUCCUGGACUGAAGAGUCCACACUGCAGACUGCAAACUCUCAGUCUCUCAGGCUGUAUGAUCUCAGAGGAAGGCUGUACUUCUCUGGCCUCAGCUCUGAGAUCCAACCCCUCCCAUCUGAGAGUGCUGGACCUGAGCUACAAUCAUCUAGGAGACUCAGGAGUAAAGCUGCUUUCUACUUUACUGGAGGAUCCAAACUGGAGACUGGACACUCUGAGGGUGGAACAUGGUGGACCGCAGAGACUGAGACCUGGUGUGAGGAAGUAUGUCUGUGAACUGGAACUGGACACAAACACAGUAAACAGAUACCUCAAACUGUCUGACAACAACAGGAAGGUGACAGAUGUGGAGGAGAAUCAGUCAUAUCCUGAUCAUCCAGACAGAUUUGACUACUGGGUUCAGCUGCUGUGUAGAAAUGGUCUGACUGGUCGCUGUUACUGGGAGGUCGAGAGGAGAGGAAAGGUUCAUAUAUCAGUGAGUUACAGAGGAAUCAGAAGGAGAGGAUACAGUAAACACUGUAGGUUUGGAUGUAAUGAUCAUUCCUGGAGUCUGAUCUGCUCUGAUGAAGAUGGUUACUCUGUCAGGCACAAUAACAGAAGAACAUCCAUCUCCUCCUCCUCUGUCUCUAACAGAGUAGCAGUGUAUGUGGACAUUCCUGCUGGCUCUCUGUCCUUCUACACAGUCUCCUCUGACUCACUGAUCCACCUCCACACCUUCAACACCACAUUCACUCAACCUCUUUAUCCUGGGUUUAUGCUCUGGCCUGGUUCCUCAGUGUCUCUGUGUCCUCUGCAGGACUGAGAGUCUCUCCUGGUUCCUCAGUGUCUCUGUGUCCUCU
Molecule: messenger RNA, 3914 nt
Organism: Perca flavescens (yellow perch)
Lineage: Eukaryota; Metazoa; Chordata; Actinopteri; Perciformes; Percidae
Product: NACHT, LRR and PYD domains-containing protein 4-like
Exons: 16
Molecular function (GO): protein binding
Source: RefSeq, a predicted model, not a curated record